AUGGCCGCCGGCGGCCGGCCGUGGCGCGUGAUCCCCCGUCCUGUACUCGAGACCGUCCUCUACAACCACGCGCUCCGCCCGCGCGUGCCACAGCCGCUCCUCUUCCACGGGCCCCGCGGCGUCGGCAAGUCCACGCUACUCCUCCACCGCCUCCUCCCGCGGUGGUCCGACCCGCCCCACGCCACCGCAUUCGUCGAUUUCCUCCAUCCCACGCCGAGUUCUCCCGCCGCUGCCCCGUGGUCCCUCCUCCCCGCCGACCCAGCGUCGCCCCCCUCGCUGCACAACCUCCGCCUCCGCCUCGAGUCCGCGCUUGAGGGCCUCGCCCGCGCCGCCGUCCUCUGCGGCGCUGUGGGAUCUAAGGACGUGCUCGCCGCGCUCUCCCGCAACCACGGCCUCAGCACCGCGCUCUCCCGCCUCUGGGGGCCCUCCGCCACCCGCUCCUCGGCCGCCUCUGUGCCAGCCCGCCGCUCUUCGGCGACCUCCGUGCCGGCGCUCUGGUCGAGGGCCGUGCUCGCCGCGGUGCGCAGGGACGACACACUCCGCAUUGGCGAGGGAGAGGCGACCAACUGCUCCAUGGAAGAGAGGGCAUACAUGCAGGAGGCAAUGGCGUCCUUGCGAGUGGCUAAGGAGGUGCUUGGAAUGCAGGAGGGGUGGAGGAAGGAGGCAAUUAGGGAGAUGAAUAGAACUGGGCGGUUCUCGCGCUCCUUGGCCAAUUCGGCUACUGACUGGCCAUGCCUGUUGCUGGAUGUUCUGUCGGGUGCUGCAGAGGAGGAGUUCUUCCAGCCAAAGCUGGUCCUGAACAAUGUGGAUGUUUUGAGAAAGGCAAUUUGUGAGGACGAGACGAUGGUGCCUGCGGCGAUGUACCAUGAUAGCUUCAUUUGGAGGGUGAUUGCACUUGGCGCGAAUGAACAGUGCUUGCCAGUUAUUAUGUCGACUUCAGAUGGGUAUUAUUCUUCCCAAGCGUUCGUUGAUUUUGGUUUUCCAAACAUAUUUAUUUCUCGUGAGACAUUUGGUUGGACGGCACAAGAAGCUAAGCUGCAUAUGGUUUCUGAAUUCUUCAGUGAACAGGAGUGGAAAGUUGUAGAUGAGGUUCUUGGGCCAAACCCACGGCAGUUAUCUGAGAUAUAUAUGCUAAAGCAAAAGGCGAAUAGCCCAGAGGUUCUUCAUGACAGAAAUAUUGAGGAAAUUAUUGAUACGUACCUGGCACACUUGCAAGUCUCUGUUGUUAAUCCAGCCAUGGAGAAGGCACUAAAAAUGCUGCAGAAGUUUGCCUCAGAUGUCCGUGAGGGUAAAGUACCAGAGAACAGAUUGUCUUUUGGUGCACCCUGGAGACAUCCACCUCGGGAUGACAACCCUGACUUGUCCUAUAAAUGGGCGAAGAUUCAGCUAAUGGAUUUUAUCCAAUCCUUUGUGAACACUGAGUUUGGGGUGAACUACCUAGCAGAUGUCAGCUUAGAAAUAUUGGAUGAUCCUGCUGCUGUUGCCAUGAUGGAGGCUUGCUCAACAGAGGUUACAAUUGAACAUUCAAGAAACGCUAGCAUUCUUUUGGCAACGUUUGAUACGGGGGCGAAGCUACCGCCACUUGAUGAAAGAAGUUGGCUACAAGUAAAGAGGCUUGAUGCUACUGUUAAAAGUAACAAGUACUCCGUACUUAGUAGCAAAUAUUUUGUGGAAAAAUGA
Molecule: messenger RNA, 1680 nt
Organism: Miscanthus lutarioriparius
Lineage: Eukaryota; Viridiplantae; Streptophyta; Magnoliopsida; Poales; Poaceae
Source: the annotation of a GenBank genome assembly